GGUGACGUCAUGACGUAUGGGGGGGGCGGCGCCGUGACGCGUUGCCUCUCUCGCUGUCAGACUGGCCGGGUCGCAGCGCACAGCAGGAUGCAGUUUAUGUUAUUGUUCAGCCGUCAGGGAAAGCUCCGUCUUCAGAAGUGGUAUGUGCCGUUGUCUGACAAAGAAAAGAAAAAGAUAACCAGGGAGCUGGUCCAGACUGUAUUAGCCCGCAAGCCAAAAAUGUGCAGCUUCCUGGAAUGGAGAGAUCUGAAAAUUGUCUACAAAAGGUAUGCAAGCCUUUACUUCUGCUGUGCCAUUGAAGAUCAGGACAAUGAACUGAUUACCCUGGAAAUAAUUCAUCGUUAUGUUGAGCUUUUGGACAAGUAUUUUGGCAGUGUAUGUGAGCUUGAUAUCAUCUUUAAUUUUGAGAAAGCAUACUUCAUUCUGGAUGAAUUUUUGUUGGGGGGUGAAGUUCAAGAGACCUCAAAGAAAAAUGUUUUAAAAGCCAUUGAGCAGGCUGACCUGCUUCAAGAGUCCCAGAAUGAAGACUGGGGAGGUUAUUCAGAGGAUAUCCUCUAAUAGAGAACCCAACUCUAGGCAACUGGAAGCUGAGACACCACGGAGCGUUCUUGAAGAAAUUGGACUGACAUAAACCUCUAGCCUUCCUCUGAUGUCUUUCUGUUGUCACAUAAAUGUUCACUGCCUUCAUCUCAGUGUUAAACCAAUAGUGUAAGAUGCUGUCUGUCAGUAUUACUGUACUGCUAAAGCUGCUUUAGUUUUCAAAGAAAAAAAAAUCCAUUGGAAAAACACACACACACAGAUUUAUAUAUAUAUAAAUAUUACAAUUCUUUAAGGGACUCGGAACAUUUCACUGUAUUAGUUUUGAAUUCCAGAGAGGUAUAAAAAAAAAAAAACCAUUGCAAAUCAACAGUUUACCCACUCCUCUGGUGCUGACAGAAUUAUCCAAACACAAAAUGCAUUUCAUGAAAAAAAUAUGAAAUAAUAGUGGCUAUUUGGGUUUUAUUUAAUUGCAGACAAGCCCAAUGAACGUAAACAAUGAAGGAAAGCCUAUGUGCAUUGCACUUCAAGUUUGGAUACAGGAAGUGUUCAAAAAUGUAUUUUGAAUAUUUGGAAACCUUACUUGAGACCUACAGUGUAUUUUUUAUUUGUUUGGCAACCAAAGAGUGUUUUUCAUUGAAGGCAUUUGUUUAUUUUGAUUAAAAAGGGAUUAAGAUUCCGUU
Pelobates fuscus (common spadefoot toad) is the source of this 1220-nucleotide messenger RNA. It is a transcript of the gene AP1S2, whose product is annotated as adaptor related protein complex 1 subunit sigma 2. Lineage: Eukaryota; Metazoa; Chordata; Amphibia; Anura; Pelobatidae. The coding region runs from base 10 to 558 and encodes 182 amino acids. The record is from RefSeq and is a predicted model, not a curated record. Gene Ontology annotation, molecular function: clathrin-cargo adaptor activity. Gene Ontology annotation, biological process: intracellular protein transport; vesicle-mediated transport. Gene Ontology annotation, cellular component: intracellular membrane-bounded organelle; membrane coat; AP-1 adaptor complex. The transcript has 6 exons.